Messenger RNA from Coregonus clupeaformis (lake whitefish), 1438 nucleotides. Its product is annotated as chymotrypsin-like protease CTRL-1. NCBI's taxonomy places the organism in Eukaryota, Metazoa, Chordata, Actinopteri, Salmoniformes, Salmonidae. Gene Ontology annotation, molecular function: serine-type endopeptidase activity. Gene Ontology annotation, biological process: proteolysis. The transcript is spliced from 7 exons. The record is from RefSeq and is a predicted model, not a curated record. Bases 63 to 851 code for a protein of 262 amino acids.
UGAGCCUGCCAGGGUAUAAGAGGGAGAGGGACAAAGAGACGUCAAGCGCAGUCUACUAAACUAUGGCCAUGCUCUGGAUCGUCAGCUGUCUCGCUUUGGUGGCCUCAGCCCUGGGUUGCGGAGUGCCUAGCAUCCCGCCGCAGGUGAGCGGCUUGAAGAUUGUGAACGGACAGAACGCCGUGUCUGGCUCUUGGCCCUGGCAAGUGUCCCUUCAGGAUACCUCUGGAUUCCACUUCUGUGGAGGUUCCCUAAUCAGCCAGAACUGGGUUGUCACUGCUGCCCAUUGCCGUGUCACUCCUGGCCGUCACCAAGUGAUCCUGGGAGAGCACGAUCGUCAGUCCAAUGCUGAGCCGAUCCAGGUCAAAAGCAUCUCCAGGGCUAUCACCCACCCCUACUACAACAGCCAGAACUUCAACAACGACGUGACCCUGCUGAAGCUGUCCUCCCCCGUCCAGAUCACCUCCCGCGUGUCCCCUGUGUGCCUGGCCUCUUCCAGCACCUCCUUCCCCUCUGGAACCCGCUGUGUCACAACUGGCUGGGGCAAGACUGGCACCACCUCAAGCCCCCGUAUCCUCCAGCAGGUGGCCCUUCCUCUGCUGACCCCUGCUCAGUGCAAGCAGUACUGGGGCCAGAACAGGAUCACUGACGCCAUGAUCUGCGCCGGAGCCUCCGGAGUGUCCUCUUGCCAGGGUGAUUCUGGUGGUCCUCUGGUGUGUCGGAGCAGUGGUGUGUGGUUUCAGGUGGGUAUCGUGUCCUGGGGCACCUCCAACUGCAACGUCAGUACCCCUGCCGUCUACUCCCGUGUCGCCUACCUGCGUGGCUGGAUUGACCAGACCGUCGCUUCCAACUAGAGUCACAGUGGACCCCAGCUGCAACAGCAGCCAUCUCUUCACACACAAACUCAUCUUCCUGCAAACAGUGGUUACAUAAAGUGUGUGAUCCUACACAGGCUUGAUCCGGAUAGCUUUCCCGUUAGCUAGUGACAUUUUAACCUGUCCCAUUCACAGCUGCUCACUGUGUUGCCACAGUCUAAUUAUUUUAAAUGUAACUGAAAAUUAUGCAUUCAAUUAAAGUUGCAUAAAGAAGUUGUUUCUGUUUUAAGUCAGAGCAGUGCUGAGAGACCACUCAGGAAAAACAUAACCAACAACAGAAAAAACACACAUGCAUGCAUGCACACAAAAUGUCAUUCAUCAAUAGUAACCCUUGGAGAGUCUUACUAACACACAUUUGGCACAGUUUAUUUUAUUUUAUUGUGAACUGUAAAAAACCAAGCCUUAUGAUCCAAAUAUUAAAGACAUUUUAUGAUCCCAAGCCCAAAAAAUGAUAGGCUAUGUAUUGGAUAAUGGCACUAUGAUAUAGGCUACCGCACAUUACACAAAAACAUAAAAGCCCAUAGAUGUAGCUAUGCUCUCUUGGGUAAAUAAAGGAAACAAGCUCA